AUGUUCGGAGAGUCUGAUUCCGAGUCGCCUCGCUUGUCAUCGCCGUGGGAGGCUUUUUCCACUUCGCCUUCUCCAUGUCCUGGACUCGCGUCUUCACUGUCUUCGAGUGCGAGCUCGUCUGAUAUUGAAGCUGAGCUUGCUCGGCGAUUGCAGACUGAAGUCCCGAGGUUGGUGCCCGAAGUCGAGGAGGGAAACGUCGAGUACAAACUCAAACUUACACCCUCGCCCGAACGCCUAACCCGGCUCAUCACUCAGCUUAAAUGGCGACUGCUCGAAGGAGGCGGCCAAGCGCUGUACGAAAUCGGUGUCGGGGACGGGGGCCAACUCGUUGGUUUGCCACGACACGAAAUGGAAGGCAGCUUGGAUACGCUCGAGAAGAUGGCUGGCGAACUGGGAGCGACGGUCGUGAUUCUCAGGGAGAUUGCUGUCCCCCACGGGGUCGGUUCCCAUGUUGGAUCGGAGGAAGCAGACGCUCGACUGCUUGCGACGCCUGAUAUCGCACGAUCGACUUGUGCUUCGAUCUCUGCUGGAUCCGGGGACGAUGAGCUUGAGGCGUUCUCGCUUGAGCUUGAUACGGAGGACAGCAAGCUCGUGUCGACGUCAUGGCACGCUCAAACUCAGGCCCGGUUGCCCGAACCAAAUUGGCCGAAUAAGGAGGGCCGAAGAGGGAAAAAGGCCGAGCAUAAGAAGAUGCGACGGGCGGUGAAGCGUAGUGUAAAUGCGGCGUUUGCUACGCAGUCGAGACUCCCUCCAGGUAGCCUUGGUGUUCCCGGAGUGGUGAUCCCUGAUGCUGUUCCUCCUGCACUUGGUAUCCCCGAAGUCGUCGUUGAUGCUUCCCUUGCCGAUCUCGAUGUGGCUGUCCCCUUUGAGCCGACCCAACAGGUUCCUAAAUUGGCUUGUGACCCAGACGAAGUGAUUAUUGUCGAAGCCCUUGUUGUUCGAAAAUUAGCACUCGAAGAGGCGUUUUUGGACUUUGGUGGGUUUUCGGUGCUGGGAUGA
Molecule: messenger RNA, 999 nt
Organism: Rhizoctonia solani
Lineage: Eukaryota; Fungi; Basidiomycota; Agaricomycetes; Cantharellales; Ceratobasidiaceae
Product: GTP-binding protein
Exons: 2
Coding region: 1-999 (332 amino acids)
Source: RefSeq, a predicted model, not a curated record